AUUUAAAGCUACAAGAAAGGGAUUGGGUUUCAUUGAAUUGUAGACAAUGCAACUUUAAAGAAAGAUAACACUUUCAGCUUGAGUGGGCUCUAGAACGAAAGCUAGCAGAAGCUUACACUACUUUCCAAGUUUGGACAGCUGCCGACAAGGAUAAAUACGACGCUGUUAUACUCCUUUAAUCUUUAUAUGGAAGUAGCCUGCAGCAUUCCUCCAAAGACAGGCGGCACAUUUGAUUUGUGUCGCAAUACCACCAAUACUCGCAUCUUCGUCAUUGAAUGAGCAUCAUGGGACUUACGCACCAUCUUUGGGGGAUGUCAAUCUUCCUAGGCAAUCAAGAAUGGCGAGUGUGGGCACUUACUGCUGUGGUUGGCUACGUGGUCAUUUGUACGACGUUGCGCCAUAGCCAGAAGCGUACAAUGGAAGAGAAGUUCAAAUUCAAGGACAGAUCGUCGCUCGUGAAUAUGACGCUGGAGGACGCUCAUGCCAUUCAGACAUGGCUUGCCGAACAACAGUUCCCCUCAGUGUUUUCGGCCGCCAUCUUUUUCGCGCUUUUCAAGACGUAUAGCAUUCCAUCAAUCUCGACCUUGUUGGCCGCCACACGCCAGUUUGGUAAACCAGGGGAUAUACAGGCCACUUCUAGACGUGCAGCAGACACCAGUGUACUACUCACGAACAUGAUUAUGCGGCCUCCAGGAAGCCCCCAAGCGAAGCUUGCUGUUGCGCGAACUAAUUAUCUGCACAACAUUUACCGUCGGACAGGACGCAUCUCAAAUGAUGACAUGCUGUUCACAUUGAGUCUAUUUACGCUUCAGCCUAUGCGAUGGACGGCCAUGUAUGACUGGCGGCCGCUGAGCGAAAUGGAGCGUUGCGCGCUGGCAACUUGCUUCAAGGUUUGGGGGGAGGAUCUCGAGAUCAGUUACGAGGCGCUACCCUCUUAUUCCAAAGGAUGGACAGACGGCCUGCACUGGCUAGAGGAGCUCGAUACUUGGAGCCGACAAUAUGAAAAGCGCCAUGCGGAAGCAUCGGACUCUAAUGUCGAGGUGGUGAACGCAACUCGCGAGCUAAUGCUCUGCCAGUUACCGAGGAGCUUACAUAGUGUAGUCUGGGGCAUAGUAGCGAUACUACUUGGGCCUCAGAUUCGGAAAGCAAUGAGGAUCCCUGAACCUUCAUAUAGACUUGGACUCGCCUUCAGGUCCUUAAUCACCUUGAGAAAGUUCAUUCUUCGCUACGCAUGCCCGCCACGCCCAUACUUUCUUCGUCGCGUAUACAACUGUGAGAGGCCAGAUCCUAGUACCGGUCGUUACCAAUCUCAGCGAUGGCUUGGACGUCCUUGGUACGUGAAGACGUCUCUGAUGAACCGGUGGGGUCUCCCGGCGUGGAUGCUAUGGAUGAACGGUGUAGCAAGCAACACGGUUUUUAACAAUGAAAAUUUCAUACCUGAGGGAUAUUUGAUUGAGGAUGUCGGCCCUACAUCCCACAUUGGCAGAGGCCGUGAAGAAAUGCGCACCACUUUGUCAAUUCUUAGUUCGAAGUCAACGACACGUUGCCCUUUCAUGCAUUAAUGAUACCCUUUUUAUGUAGAGACAUCCAUCCUCGAGGACCAGGUGGAUGUACAGCUACACGCCGAGACGUUGAAAGACAGAGAUACGAUGUGCAGCAUGAAUAAUACAGCGGAGAAUAAGAUCAAUUACUUGAUAAAAUGACUUCAAAUGUUUACUCAUGUUCCUAGACCUGGUCUGUCGUAUUAAGCAGGGGCAGCAGAUCCUGAUGAGCUAUAUGACUCAAUCGCAAGUUCUUUACUUACUUUUUCAUAUGGCUCCAACAAGGAAUUGUAGCCUCCACGAGUACCUUGAAAAAAAUAAAAAGACGCUGACUUUAGGUACAGCAUACCUCUGGACUUUGCCAACGACUUGAACAUACUGACCAGGGC
Molecule: messenger RNA, 1930 nt
Organism: Xylaria bambusicola
Lineage: Eukaryota; Fungi; Ascomycota; Sordariomycetes; Xylariales; Xylariaceae
Exons: 3
Coding region: 276-1562 (428 amino acids)
Molecular function (GO): oxidoreductase activity
Source: RefSeq, a predicted model, not a curated record